Molecule: messenger RNA, 854 nt
Organism: Vigna angularis (adzuki bean)
Lineage: Eukaryota; Viridiplantae; Streptophyta; Magnoliopsida; Fabales; Fabaceae
Product: guanosine deaminase
Exons: 5
Coding region: 140-700 (186 amino acids)
Biological process (GO): purine nucleoside catabolic process
Molecular function (GO): zinc ion binding; guanosine deaminase activity
Source: RefSeq, a predicted model, not a curated record
CAUCCACUUGGAUUCUUCAUCUUCUUCAUCAAUGUACGCAAUAUAAAUACCCCAACAAAGCCUUUGAUCAUUCAUCGGAGUUCACACAAACAGUUUCAGUUAACAAACGUAGUACCCUGUUCGUAACAUCAACAGAGUCAUGGAAGAAAUUAGCGUGGUUCAAACCAAGGGUGGAACAGUUUCAGUGGCUUCUGCAUUUGCUGGUCAUCAGGAAGCUAUUCAGAGCAGAGAUUACAAAUUUUUAAGAAUUGCUGUUGAAGAAGCAUAUAAAGGGGUAGAGUGUGAAGAUGGUGGUCCAUUUGGUGCAAUUAUAGUUUGCAAAGAUGAAGUAGUUGCCAGUUGCCACAACAUGGUGCUCAGGAACACAGAUCCUACUGCUCAUGCAGAAGUCACUGCUAUAAGAAAGGCUUGUGAAAAGCUGAAGCAGAUAGAACUUUCAGACUGUGAAAUAUAUGCUUCGUGUGAACCUUGCCCAAUGUGCUUUGGAGCAAUUCAUCUUUCACGAGUUAAGAGACUGGUUUAUGGAGCAAAGGCAGAAGCAGCAAUUGCGAUUGGAUUUGAUGACUUCAUUUCAGAUGCAUUGAGAGGAACUGGAUUCUAUCAGAAAGCACAGCUUGAAAUUAAAAGGGCUGAUGGCAAAGAGGCUAACAUUGCUGAAGAAGUUUUUCAGAAAACAAAGGAAAAAUUCAGAAUGUAUUAGUCUCGAUUCCUGAUAAAUAGCUACCACUAAUUCUAUCAUAUGCCAAUUAAAAUAAAACUCUCACUUUCUACCACAUCGUGCCACUCUCAUGUUAAAUCCUUCCAAUCAUUGUAAAUAAAAUAAUUAUGAGAUGUGAAGACAAUUUGCACCAGAA